AUGUCUUACUACCCGGGCCAGGGCGGCUACGGUGCUCAACAACACGUCGGCGCUGGUUACGGAUACCCUCCAUCGGUCUCUCCACGACCAUACCCUCCUCAAGGCUACUCUCAAGGUCCAUAUCCUCCUCAGUCGCACUCGCCACAGCCCUAUCCUCCUCAAGGUUACGGACCUCCUCCACCACAGGCCUAUGGCGCUCCUCCAGGCUAUGGUCAACCAUCACCACAAAUAGCUCCGUACGGCUAUAACAAUCCCCCUCCUCCACAGAGCGGCGGUUAUGGCGGUUACGGAUCGCCUCCUCCGCAACCAAAUGGAUACCCAGGCCCUCGACCCGGAAUGCCAGCCUACAACCAGUAUUCACAAGGCAACUCCAGCGGCCCUCGUCCGCCUCCGACGGCCCCUCAACAGUUCGGCCAUGGUGCCCCUGCAGGAUAUAGCUUCCAGUACUCGGCAUGCACAGGAAAACGGAAGGCGUUGUUGGUCGGAAUCAAUUACUUUGGUCAACGAGGACAACUGCGAGGAUGCAUCAACGAUGUUAAGAACAUGUCGACGUAUUUGAACCAGAAUUUCGGUUAUGCCAGGGAAGAUAUGGUCAUCUUGACGGAUGACCAACAAAAUCCCAUGUCACAACCGACCAAAGCCAACAUCUUUCGGGCAAUGCACUGGUUGGUCAAAGACGCCCGCCCCAAUGAUUCACUGUUCUUCCAUUACAGCGGUCACGGCGGUCAAACACCCGAUCUGGAUGGAGACGAAGAAGAUGGUUACGAUGAGGUCAUCUAUCCCGUUGAUUUCCGAACAGCCGGUCAUAUCGUGGACGACGAAAUGCAUCGCAUCCUCGUCAAAUCGCUGCCGGCGGGAGUCAGACUGACGGCAAUUUUCGACUCGUGUCACUCCGGAUCGGCCUUGGACCUGCCAUAUAUCUACUCCACUCAAGGAGUGCUCAAAGAGCCCAAUCUGGCCAAAGAAGCAGGCCAAGGGCUUCUGUCCAUUGUUUCGUCGUAUGCUCGUGGAGACUUGGGCGGUAUGGCUUCGACAGCGAUGGGAUUAUUCAAAAAGGCAACCAGUGGCAAUGCUACAUAUGAGCGCAACAAACAGACCAAGACCAGUCCGGCCGACGUGAUCAUGUGGUCUGGCAGCAAAGACGAACAAACCAGUCAAGAUGCGCAAAUCAACGGAGAAGCCACAGGGGCAAUGAGCUGGGCGUUUGUGACCGCUUUGAAGAAGAACCCGCACCAAAGUUACGUGCAGCUACUCAACAGCAUUCGAGACGAGUUGGCAACCAAAUAUACGCAGAAGCCUCAAUUGAGUGCCUCACAUCCUCUGAAUACGGAUUUGUUAUAUGUAAUGUAA
This is a messenger RNA of Capronia coronata CBS 617.96, 1350 nucleotides long. RefSeq names its product metacaspase-1. The coding region runs from base 1 to 1350 and encodes 449 amino acids. The record is from RefSeq and is a predicted model, not a curated record. Gene Ontology annotation, biological process: proteolysis. Lineage: Eukaryota; Fungi; Ascomycota; Eurotiomycetes; Chaetothyriales; Herpotrichiellaceae. Gene Ontology annotation, molecular function: cysteine-type endopeptidase activity. The transcript is spliced from 3 exons.